AUGGCUGAGGGCAGUGAGGGUUGGUCGCGCGAGGAUGAGCUUGACCUGGGCCAGGAAGACGAUCCCCAACAACCCGACCAUGGCGCCCUCGACUACGCCUUACCUUCCCCGCAGGAACCGGCGGAAGAUGAAUUGAACACGUUAGAUGAUGCGGAGGACCAGGAUGUCGAGAAGACGGUGGAACCGGCAGAUCCGUAUCUUCCAGAAACUCCUCCACCCCGAAAUGCGGAAUGGGCUCGAUCAAGGAGCGCGGAUGGAACGGGGUCAACCCCCGACGAUUCCCCAUCCUUACAUGGCUCUGUCCCGUCUUCCUUGAGCAGCAGUGCUCUGGCUCUCAGAGGGUCUCCGCUGGUCAGCCCAAGCCCGGCCCGUCGUCCGUUCGACCUUCGCUUCCAGUCCCGACUGUCAUCUUCGCCACAGAGUGUGUCUAGAUCUGGCUCGCCAUUUUUAGCGCAUCUACACUCACGGCAAUCCUCAAUCACCAGCCAGGUCUCCGCGACACCAGAAACGGAAACCGAACCGCUCCAGGGGCCUUGGGAUGUCGUGCGGUGGACAAAGUUGCGGAAGAUCACCGGGCAGGCAUUUUCGGAAAUUGGGAAGCGCAACUUCGGACGGCCGACUUGCCUAGCUGUAUCUACGUCGAUUGUCAUUGGUACAUCCAAGGGCAUUAUACUUGUGUUCGACUAUCAACAAAGCUUAAAGACUAUCAUUGGAACUGGCACACCAGCUGUUGAAUGUGGAGCUGUUACUUCUCUAGCACUCUCUGCGGACCACACCACGGUUGCAGGAGGCCAUGACUCGGGCGACAUCUUUACAUGGGAAAUGUCCCGCUCAGCGCGGCCAUUCCUUCACAUCCCGCCAAUUCCGGCCAAACAGGUAGAGACUCGGAUAUCUGAUGGCCAUCUUUCGGGUUCUGCGGUCAUCCACAUAGGGUUCCUCGGCACCAGACGAACUGCCCUUGUGUCGGCUGAUACACGGGGCAUGGCGUUUUCGCACUUGGCAACAAGAGGAAUGGGCGCAGUAGGACGGACAGUAAAAUCGACCCGAAUUCUGGGUCGAUACCCUCAACCUUCGUUAGAGGAAACACGGCGACGAAAGCCCAGCUCGGUCCUCGCUUUCUCUCCCCUGCCGCUCGGCAAUGUGGAACAGCCCACUGAUUCUUUGGGCCUUGUUGCUAUGCUGACCCCCUAUCUUUUGGUCAUCGUGUCCACUACACCAGUGGCGCAAACGCAAUACAAGGCACCACGACCAAAAGAAGUACCGGCACACAGUGCCAUGACUGGAGCUUUGGCAUGGUUCCCAGCCAUUCGAUUGAAAGGCAAAGAUAGUCAGACUUCAAAUACGAAGCUGGUCUACUGCUGGUCAAAUGUGUUAACAGUGCUUGAAGUCACGGAAGCGGAGACAGAUGAACCUGUGGACCGAGACAGACCUCCUAGCCUUGUCUUCCAAGCGCGCAGCAGAUGGAAGGCAGACGAAGCCAUUGUAGCAGUCCAGUGGCUCAGUCGGUCGGUGCUUGCCGUGUUCACGAUCACGCAGCGACUGCUAAUCAUUGAGGAUUAUUCUAUGCAUGUGACGGAUUCCAUCGAUCUGGCCAACCGACACAUCUACCACGCCGAUCUUUUCUCCUCACAGCUCCAUACGCUAGUGGAGCAGCUUGACGAAGAAGAUGAGUCCAUGCAUGGGGUGGUAGCCGAUGCUUUCUAUAUGAGUUUCCGCUCCUAUAAAGGUCGCUUGUUUUUGCUAGGUUACAGCGAAGCCUUGGUCGGCAAUCUAUCCAAUUGGGCCGACCGACUACUGGCGUUGAUGGAGGCGGGUGACUUCAUUGGGGCUAUUCGUUUGGCAACAUCUUACUACACAGGAAGUGCGGAGAAGCUGACGGUUGGGCUUCCCGAAGAGGAUGCUAUGAGACAGCCUAUUGUGCAAGAAAAGCUUUUGGAGAUGAUCUCUGCAUCCCUCAAGUAUGCUUUCGGUCGAAACGCUGAGGCGAACAGUGCUCGACUGGAUAACCAGGAGCUGGCGGAACUAGCAGAGGUUUCCAUUGCGGCUUGUAUCCACAUGGCGGAUGAGGAGUUCCUCUGGGAGGAAGUCUUUAACUGGUAUGAAGAGCAAGACUCGGUGGGAAUCUUCCUGGAUGCCCUUGAACCUCGUAUCGUCGAUGGAACGCUGCGAUCGCUACCUCCCACAGCGGUUAAAGCCUUGAUCAACCAUUUCAUUGGAACCCACUCGGCUGGUCGUCUGGAGGAGAUUAUCUGUCUCCUGGAUACUACCACAAUGGACAUUGACCAGGUUACAACGUUGUGCAAGCAGCAUAAUCUGUACGAUGCCUUUAUAUAUGUGUGGAAUCGCUGUUUGAUGGACUACGUGGGACCAUUAGAGGAGCUGCUACGUCAAAUCCCAACACAGACGGAGCCUUUGGUCAACGGAGACUAUGCGAUCGAAAUGAGACGGCAAAACAAUGCGAUGAAAAUGUUCCCCUAUCUGUCUUUCAUCUUGACAGGUCGCAUCUAUCCCACCGGUGAAGAUAUGGACGAAGCCGAAGCCUCGCGUGCCAAAACCGAGUUGUACCAAUAUCUCUUCUCGGGUCACGGAUCUGGUACGUCUAGCGAUACCGCAGAUUCAUUUUCCCAACUUCGGGCCAUGCUCAAGUUUGAUACCUCUAGCUUCAUGAGCAUGCUCAACGAAGCUUUCGAGGACAGCUUCCUGAACGAGUCCGAGAACGAGGAGGCGCCCACCGGUGUAUCGAUCAAUCGACAGUACCUGAUCAGCAUUUUGCUACAAGUUAUGACGGCCGAGUUCUUCACUCCUUUUGAUACCAUUUACCUGGACAUGUUUGUUGCGCGCAAUCUUCCCAAAUACCCCCAGUACAUUCUCCUUUCAGGCACGACUCUGCACCAGGUUCUGGUGCGUGUCUGCCAGUAUCCCGAACCGGAUAUGGCGGACGACUGUGAAUUGAGUGCAGAGUAUCUGCUGUCCUUCUACCACCCACCCGAUAUCCAGAGCAUGAUCCCCCUCUUCAAGGAAGCACGCUUUUUCCGCAUUCUCAAGUCGACAUAUCGAUCCGAGAAACAAUACUCUCAAUUGAUUAUGACCUACCUCGAGGAUCCGAAUGAUCGUGCGUCCAUCUUUACCUGUCUGCAUGACUGUCUUCGCUCAGGAUCCGGGCUCGGCACGAAGUCGAGGCGAGAUGUGGUGGAUGUGGUGAAGCAGCGCGCUCGAGAUAUUGUCUCAAUUGAUGUGACGCUCACUGCCCAAACAAUGCAAGAGCUGGCUCCUGAAACCCACUCUACGUUUUUGCGGGUUUUAGAAGGCGAUCCCCAGAAUCAGUAUCACUACUUGCUGGUACUGGUUGAGCCGCACGCUCAGAGUACAGAAACUCAUGCACCGUCAUCUGUCGAGAACUGGAUGAUCGAGCGCUAUGUGCAGCUCCUGUGCAGAUACAAUCCCACCCACGUCGCGGAUUACGUUGACGGACUGCGCGUUGGCGACAUCCACCUAGAAGAGCUGCUCCCCGCUAUAGAAGAGAGCGGCGCCAUUGAUGCCGCUGUCAUUCUACUCGCUCGACAAGGCCAAGUGCGCGAGGCGCUUGACCGUCUCGUUUCACAUCUCAGCAUCCUCGAAUCCGGUCUGGUCGGUAUUCUCCAGAGCGUCCGCGAAAGCCCCGACUCAGCGAGCACGGCCGAGGCAAUCGACGACCUCAUUGAGUCUCUCAGCAAGUAUGCAGGCGUCGGAACCUGGCUUUGCCAGGGUCAAAGCAAGACCAGCAAGCAGUCACGAAUUGGCAGCACAAACGGCAAACGCGGCGCGGCAGCCCUCGACCACCCUCUAGCAUUCGAUGAAACCCUCUGGCUCGACCACAUCGAAGCCGUCGUCCGCAUCGCAAGCAACGUCUUUGCCUUCAUGCAGGGAAACAACACUCAAAUCACGGUCUCCUCCCAACCCACCACCUCCCUCGGCGGCGAAAGCGGCCGUCUAACAACCUUCUUCCGAUCCCUCGUCCAACAAGUCUUCACAGCCCUGCUAGCCAGCACUGUCAAAGCAGGCACUUCAACCUCCGAACGAACAGACGUGUCCUUCCUCCGCAUCCUGCGCGCAUUCCUCACCCGCGCCGCAACCUGGUCCCCCUCCCUCCUCGAACUCCGCGCCGUCUUAGCCUCCAUCUUCUCCGCUUAUUCCUACGAGAAAUCCCUCCUGACCCUCGCCAACGGCAUGCUAGACCGCGACCUCUUCGUCCAUGUGGAUGAAGUCACCCGCCUCCGCCAACAAGGCUGGCGACCCCGCGGCCACGUCUGCGAGAUCUGCCGCCAACGCAUCUGGGGGCCCAGCGUCGGCGACGCGCACUGGUCCGCGUGGCAAGAAAAGCAAUCUGAAGCUCACCAGCGCCGCAUCGCCAAGCGGCACGAGGAUGCCUACAACCCGGACGAGAGGGGCAAGGGCAAGGCCGCCGUUGUGGGCACCGGUCAUCCGUCCCAUCUGGAUCGCGCGGCAGCAGCGCAUGCACUCGCCCAUCGCGGUGACAGCCAUGAUGACGCCGAGCAUGCCAACUCUAACCCUGCAGCCGAACCAGGGACUGGGCCUCCGAAUGGAUCGGUCGGAGGAAACACACCCUUGGCACCGGUCGUCGUCUUCUCUUGUCGACACCUCUACCAUAGACAGUGUGUUCUAGACGCAGUCAGCGCCCGCGCCCGCACCCGCGUCUCCACUGAAACCUUUCGGCGUGACCAUUCGCCCGACUGGUCAGGGGCCGAGAUGUUCUGUCCGGCAUGUACAUAG
Molecule: messenger RNA, 4770 nt
Organism: Penicillium canescens
Lineage: Eukaryota; Fungi; Ascomycota; Eurotiomycetes; Eurotiales; Aspergillaceae
Product: CORVET complex membrane-binding subunit VPS8
Exons: 3
Coding region: 1-4770 (1589 amino acids)
Biological process (GO): protein targeting to vacuole; endosomal vesicle fusion
Cellular component (GO): late endosome; HOPS complex
Molecular function (GO): protein binding
Source: RefSeq, a predicted model, not a curated record